Messenger RNA from Rangifer tarandus platyrhynchus (Svalbard reindeer), 1302 nucleotides. Lineage: Eukaryota; Metazoa; Chordata; Mammalia; Artiodactyla; Cervidae. The record is from the annotation of a GenBank genome assembly.
AUGAAGGGCAGUGUGAAGCCAGUGAAGAAAACCAAAGCGGAAGAACCUGAAUUGGAGCCCCUGUGCUGCUGCGAGUACAUAGAUCGAAAUGGGGAAAAGAACCACGUGGCUGCUUGCUUGUGUGAUUGCCAAGAUCUGGACGAAGGGUGUGAUAGAUGGAUCACGUGUAAGUCCGUGCAGCCUGAGACCUGUGAAAAGAUCAUGGACACAAUCUCAGACCGCCUCCGGAUUCCUUGGCUUAGGGGAGCCAAGAAAGUUAACAUUAGCAUCCUUCCCCCACUGUUCCUGCUGCCUGUCUUCCUCCGUGUGGCUUCCUGGCAUUUCUUGCUGGGGGUGGUGGUUUUGACCUCCCUCCCCAUGCUGGCUCUGUGGUACUACUACCUCACUCACAGAAGGAAAGAACAGACUCUGUUUUUCCUGAGCCUCGGACUGUUCUCCCUGGGCUACAUGUACUACGUGUUCCUGCAGGAAGUGGUCCCCAAGGGGCGUGUGGGGCCCACUCGGCUGGCUCUUCUUACCUGCGGGUUAUUGCUCAUCCUCUUUGCCUUGUACAGAGCCAAGAAGAAUCCAGGCUACCUCAGAAACCCAGCACACAACAACAGGGCUCUAAGUGACAGCCAUGUUGAAUGCCUGAACAGAAAAGGGCCUGAGAAGACCAAGGGGUUCCCCAGCGCAGAUCUGUUGGGCAGUCUCAACAACCGCGCUCCCAAGGAUGAGACUAAGGACUCCCCGAGGACAUCGGCCGGAAGCCCGGCCAAAGGGAGGGAGGACUGGUGCACCAAGUGCCAGUUGGUGCGGCCAGCCCGGGCGUGGCACUGCCGGAUCUGCGGCAUCUGUGUGAGGAGGAUGGAUCAUCACUGUGUCUGGAUAAAUAGCUGUGUCGGAGAAUCAAACCAUCAAGCAUUUAUACUUGCCCUUUUGGUCUUCCUGCUCACCUCGGUGUAUGGGAUAACGCUGACCUUGGACACCAUCUGUACAGACAGAAGUGUCUUCACAGCUCUCUUCUAUUGCCCUGGAGUAUAUGCAGAUUACAGCUCGGCUCUGUGCUUCACCUGCGUGUGGUACUCUGUGAUCAUCACGGGGAGCAUGGCCUACAUCUUCCUGAUCCAGCUGAUAAACAUCAGCUACAAUGUGACCGAGAGGGAGGUGCAGCAGGCCCUGCGACAGAAGACGGGGCGCCGGAUGCUCUGCGGGCUCAUUGUGGACACAGGCCAGUACAAUCGGGGCUUCCUGCGGAACUGGCACCAGUUCUCCACCUUGGGCGUGCACCCCUUCCACCACCCUGCCGAGGACAUUGUCUGA